Molecule: messenger RNA, 2979 nt
Organism: Phacochoerus africanus (Common warthog)
Lineage: Eukaryota; Metazoa; Chordata; Mammalia; Artiodactyla; Suidae
Gene: ANKDD1B
Product: ankyrin repeat and death domain containing 1B
Exons: 15
Coding region: 150-1814 (554 amino acids)
Biological process (GO): signal transduction
Molecular function (GO): protein binding
Source: RefSeq, a predicted model, not a curated record
CACAGCCCGGGGCCACACCUGAAGGCCCGGUAGGGCCGAAGCCCGGGCGGGAGCCGCCCGCAGAAGUGCCCGCAGCGGAGAGCGGGGCCUGCCCGUCCGCCUCUAGCCCGGGUCUGUGCGGCGCCCUGCACUGCGGCCUCGGGGUGGACAUGGAGCCCGGUCGGCGCGCCCCGCGGCGCAGGGCGGCGGCGAGGGGGCUGCCGCUCGGCGCGGCCGCGGCCGCGGCCGCUAAAGGGCUGCGGGAGGACCUGCGGGGCCUGGUGCAGAUUCCAAAGCAAGACGGGCCGAGGGAGGAGGAGGCGGCGGCCAGACACGAGUUCCUGCUGCCAAAUGAGAAAAGCUUCCAGAAUGCUGCUAGAAGCAAUAAUUUGGAUCUUAUGGAGAAGCUGUUUGAAAAGAAGGUUAACAUUAAUGCUGUGAAUCAUAUGAACCGCACAGCCCUGCAUUUCGCAGUGGGGGCAAAUCAUUUAUCUGCGGUGGAUUUCUUGCUCAAUCACAAGGCCAGGGUGGAUGUUGCUGAUAAGCAUGGUUUGACAGUAAUUCACCUUGCUGCCUGGUCUGGAAGCCUUGAGGUCAUGCUCAUGCUGGUGAGAGCUGGAGCAGACCAGAGAGCCAAGAAUCAGGAUGGAAUGAAUGCCCUCCACUUGGCGUCUCAGAGCAAUAAUGUGCGCAUCGUGGAGUACCUCAUUCAAGAUCUGCACCUGAAGGACCUGGACCAGCCUGAUGAGAAAGGAAGAAAACCAUUUCUCUUGGCAGCAGAAAGGGGCCACGUUGAAAUGAUAGAAAAACUUACCUUGCUUCAUCUGCAUACCUCAGAAAAGGACAAGGAGGGGAACACCGCCCUGCACCUGGCAGCAAAGCACGGUCACAGCCUUGCGGUCCAGAGGCUGCUCGCCCAGUGGCAAGAAAUAAAUGAGACCAAUGAGAAGGGCGAAACACCAUUCUUCCUAGCUGUUGAAGGAGGCCAUGAAGACUGCAGCAGAGUGCUGCUGGCAGCAGGGAGUGAUAUCAACCUUCCAAACAAACUCAAUAUCAGCCCCUUGCAAACAGCAACUCGGAAUGGCCACGCACCGCUUGUCAGCUUUCUUCUCAGUGAGAACGUUGACCUGCACCAGAAGGUGGAACCUAAGGAGUCUCCUCUUCAUUUAGCUGUUAGCAACAACCAUAUCACAGUGGUAAACAGCUUAUUAGGUGCCCAGCAUGAUGUUGACAUCUUAAAUCAGAGGCAGCAAACUCCUUUGCAUGUAGCUGCUGAUUGUGGAAAUGUGGAACUGGUGGAAAUCCUGCUGAAGGCGGGCUGUGACCUGAAGGUUGUUGACAAGCAAGGGAAGACCGCCCUGGCCGUGGCCGCCAGGAGCAACCACAGCCUCAUUGUGGACAUGCUCAUUAAAGCGGAGAGGUACUACGCCUGGAGAGAGGAGCAUGGUGAGAACCUCGGGGACCAAUCAACCAGCCUCAUGGUGACGUUCAAGCAAGAUCACAGUCAGGAGACCAGGCACAUUCGCAGUGUCCUCUGGGACCUGGCUUACCGUCACUUGAAAGCCAACGAGUGGCAGAGGCUGGCCCGUUCAUGGAACUUUACAGACACCCAGAUCAGAGCCAUUGAGGAGCAGUGGUCAGGUGAGGAGAGCUUCCGUGAACAUGGCCACAGAGCUCUGCUCAUCUGGCUGCACGGGGCCCUGGUGACGCAGGCCAUGCCGGCCAAGCACCUUUAUGAAGAGCUUGUGCGCGCGGGCUUCCCGGAACUGGCUGAAAAGAUUCGUCAAUUUAAAAGUGAAACUGACUCAAGGCACAAGAAAUGUGCUGUUUCAUAAAUGCCUAAAGAAGUUGUAUUUAAAUGAUUUUCCACUCCGGAUUCAGUCCUUUUAAAUUUCAGUUCUGUAAAUGUCAUGAAGUUCUUCCAGUAGGAUUUAUGUCCCUCGCAGCUAUGAAGAUGGCAGUAAUAGGAUUUCUCUAAGAUGAAAAAAAUGGAAUUACACUUUCUAACCGCUGAACUGAACCUUUUUUUUGGUUUUGCUUAAGGCAAGUUGUAUAUGAUUUUCCCAUUUCUGCCAUUUGAUGCAAUAGAUGAUAGCAUGUCUAGUGAGAGCAUAAUCUAGGAUUUUGUGGAUCAUGUUUUAAAAAUACAUGAUGGUGGGACCAUCAUGGUGUAUGAAAAAGCAAGGGUUUUAGCAUAGGCAGACAUGGUUUUGCCAUUUAUUAACUGUGAGCCUUAGAGCAUUGCUGACAUUCAAGUUCUCCUGUCUUUAGUUUCCUUCUCUAUGUGGAAAGGAUGAGGGAAAGGUCUGUUUGCUCCAUAAUGUUGAGGUGAUGAUGAAGAGAGAAUGCCUGUCAAGUGCCUAACCCCAUAGCCAUAGUAUUGAAAUAUUAACUGUUACUGAUGAUUUCAUAAGAGAAACUUGCUUUGGAAAUGUAGUCACUGUUGCCUUUAAGUAACACCUAUGGGUAAGACAUUAGAAGAGAGCAGAGGUGUAUGCACCAGUGUUUUUUAAUCUCUUGGUGAUGUAAGUACAAGUGACUGUAAUUUUUCUUUGUACUUUUGGUACAUACUGAACACGCAUCAUUUUUUGUAAUCUGAAAAGCUUCUGAAAUAUGAAAUCAGAUAUCAAUUUAUAUCAGUUUAUGUGUAGCUGUUCGUUAUGAUUUAAGGCUCUCCAUUUUCAAAUUCUGACUCUAUAGGCCAAAGUCUAUAAGGCAAGAAAUAAAAUUGGGAGCCGUUUCAGUCCAGUUAUUAUAUCAUGGAUUUAUAGAUAAUCAUGAAUUUACAGAUCUACAUCUUCACCUCAUGCUGAUUGUAAAUGGUAUACUUCAUGCUAUGAAUGUUUAAAAUGGUACUAUGUUCACAGUUCCAAAAAGGUUUUAGAAAGGUUUUUAGUGAAAAGCAUUGUCCCCACCUAUUCUCCAAUAUGGCCAGUUUCUACUGACCUUACUUUAAAAUCUGGGUAACUUCUUUAUGCAAAAAUAAAUGUGAAUACAUAC